Molecule: messenger RNA, 1244 nt
Organism: Saccostrea cuccullata (small rock oyster)
Lineage: Eukaryota; Metazoa; Mollusca; Bivalvia; Ostreida; Ostreidae
Exons: 6
Coding region: 326-979 (217 amino acids)
Molecular function (GO): GTPase activity; GTP binding
Source: RefSeq, a predicted model, not a curated record
AUUCAUGCAAGAGUAAGCUAUGAAAUCAACAUGUAUUUAUAAAAAUCGUGGGACACAUUUUUGUCUCAAAGCGGAAGUAUUGACGAGGUAAACACGAGAUUUAAAUGACAAAAUCGUCUAGGGAGUUAUAGAUUCUACUCGGGGGAUUUUCCUUGUUUUGGUUUUAUGUGAGGGAAUGAUUAUUAAAUCGACAAAUUUGAUAAAAUAAGAGUGCUCAUUAAGAUGUCGUAAGGGCCACAAACAAACCAUGCGUAUAUAGAUAUCGCAAACUGGAAAAGACGUGGGAAAAAACCAAUGAAAAUUUCGAUCGAAAUGACCUUUGAAUAUGAGCAAAAUUGAACUUAGUGAAAGCGAUGACCCUGUUCGGGUCAAGGUCGUUGUUAUUGGUGAUAUGUGCGUUGGGAAAACGGCUAUCUCUCAUAGAUUUACCAAGAAUGCCUUCGAAGAGAAAAUAGCCCACACAGUUGGAGCUAGCUAUUAUAUCCGAUCUAUGGAAAUAGAAGACAGGACUGUCCUUUUCCAAAUCUGGGACACGGCAGGUCAAGAACGUUUCAGGAGCCUCGUUCCUAUGUAUCUCCGUGACGCCGACAUAGCUUUGCUGGUGUUCGAUAUUACGUCACAGGAGUCCUUCCACAGUUUGGAACUAUGGAGAACUGAACUCAUGACUAGCGCACCUGCCCACGUGACCGCAGCUGUAGUGGGCAACAAAUCUGAUCUGGGCAGCAAAAGAAAAAUAGAGGCUACGGCUGGUCGUGCAUACGCGGUGAAGCACAGAAUGCUCUACACAGAAACAUCAGCAAAACUUGGAACCAAUGUUGAGGAACUUUUCUAUGACUUAGGAUUGCGGUUUGCAAACCCAGAAUUAAGUGGACACAUAGAAAACAGCAUAAAAGUUCCAGAAAAAUACAAAAACAUUAUCAGUGUUCAAAUUCCCCCAAAGGAAGAGACAGAAUUCUCACAGAAAUCGUGUUGCGGUUAAAACUGCAUUUUUUCAAGAUUUUUUUUUAUGAAAAAAAUCUUUAUAAAAAAUGUCUGUCUUUGGUGCUAAGACUGUUGUUUUGGAAAGUUUAUCAGUUUGUUUUAAAAAAAUCCUUACAAUAUGCAAUUUGACAUGACGGACAAUUGGCAUAGUACUAUAUUAUUAUUCUUUUAAUUUAUCAAAUUACAUGUAGAUUAGAAUAACUAUACUUUUAUCAUUAUUAUUGUUCUUUAGUUAAUUUAUAUUAAAACAUACUUUUGAAUUA